UGUCAAAUUGAUUGAAAUAAAUGUCAUGUUUACUUAGAAGUCAAAUCAAAUUUUCAUUUUAUUUCUUGACGAAAAUAUAUAAAUUCGCCAAUUGUUUAGUAUUUUGCUAUUGUAGUAAAUCACUGAUGCGGUUCAGUUAAUAUGUCUAAUAAAGGACUUUGAUAUUAAUUUGUAACCCCGAUUGUGUGACAAUGGAGAGUGGGGACAGAAUUUUAGUGGCUGCGGGGCUGACGGCUGCUGUGGUAGUCGGCGCUUUCGUCCUGUGGGGUCCUGGAGGUGCACCUCGUGUAAGGAAACGGCGGGGGCAGAUUGCAGGCUUGCAGAACUUGGGUCGGACCUGUUUUCUCAACACGCUCCUGCAAGCGCUGGCUGCUUGUCCUACCUUCAUAGACUGGCUAAAGAAGUAUGCGAAAAUGGAUGCACAUAAUAGUAUGAUAACAACAUUAUACACAGUUAUUGAAGUUGUGAACGGAACACAUGAGUCUGCCCGUGGCACUCCUGUGUGUCCCCUGGGAGUGCUGCAGGCACUCAGAGCAGCUGGCUGGGUGGUCCCCGCUGACCAGCAGGAUGCACAUGAGCUCUUACAUGUGCUGCUCUCCUGCAUUGAGGAGGAAACCACUGCUAUGGCUCGGAAGCCGGGCUGCCUGUCGGACGCGCUGGGGCUGAACGGCGGGCGCGCGUGGUCGGCGCUGGCGUCGCCGGCGUCGCCGCCCGCCGCCCGCGCCGACUCCACGCCGCCCACGCCCGCGCCGCUGCCACUCGCACGCCCAGCCUCCGCCGCGCCCGCCGACGAGCCCGACCUCGUCCACCCUGAGCCGGCGGCGCCGACGCGGAUGGGGCUGGCGAAGGGCGUGUCGCGGUCGUUCUGCCAGCUGAGCGCGGUGGGGCGGCGCUGGGCCGUGCCGCCGGCGCGUGCGCCGCCGCCGCCCGCCGCGCCCUUCCGCGGCACGCUGGCCUCGCGCCUGCACUGCACCGUCUGCAACGCCAAGAGCCCCAUCCGCUACGACAAGUUCGACAGCAUCUCGUUGUCGAUGGCCAACGCGAGCGUGGGACUCACUGGCUCGUACAGUUUACCAGGCUUGCUGCGCGCGUUCACGGCGCCCGAAAUGGUGAAGGGCGUCCGCUGCAGCAAGUGUUGUCCCGAGCGGCCCGACGCGCCCACUCCGCCCAUUCCGCCCGCCACCAAGCACAUCCGCACGCUCAGCUUCGGGAAGCUGCCGUGCUGCCUGUGCCUGCACGUGGCGCGCGUGGAGUGGGCGGGCGGCGCCCUCAGCAAGCGGCCCGACCACGUCGCCUUCCCCGAGACGCUGUCGCUGGCGCCCUACGCGGCCGUGCCGCAGCCCGAGAUGGAGCUGUCGUCGCUGGUAGACGGGCGGCUGCGCAGCGGGCUGUCGUCGCUGAACGCUGGUGCUGGCGCUGCUGCUGCUGCUGGCGGCGGCCGCGCGGCGGAGGAGCGCGCGCAGUACCGGCUGGUGGCGGUGGUGGUGCACGUGGGCGGCCCGCGUUCCGGACACUUCGCCACCUACCGCCGCGGGAACGGCUUCGAGGCCAACAGAUGGUGGUACACGUCGGACACGCUGGUGCACGAGGUGUCGCUGCAGGAGGUGCUGCGCUGCUCCGCCUACAUGCUGUUCUACGAGCGCGCGCGCCCCGACCCGCUCGUCCACCACUUCUAGGCCUGCGGACGACCGUGAGAUAGAAAAAGCGGCGUCUGGCGUCCUGCGGUAGCGGUAACGUGUCUACCGACAGGUUCGCUAGCCACCUGGCCCCUAGUGGCCGUUUUGUGUCAUAACUCAUCACGCGUCAGACUACAAAGGGUCGCGAUUGUCUCGAUUAACUUUAAUAAUUUUAAAUUUUGACUCUGUGCUGAUUUCUUAGCUUCAGCGAGGCGGAUUAUUUAAUGUCAUUUAUUCUAUAUGAAAAAUAUGAAGUUUCGACCAUUACCCUAAGAACAAGGAAUUACAUAGAAGGAAUGAUAAAAUUAAAAAUGUAAAUCAUAUGGUUGCCUCCUUUUUUCUUAUGCAAAUAUAAUUAGUAAAAAGAAGACGAAGGAUACACCCUCAGUUGUUAUUUUUCUCAAUUCAUAGCAGGCUAGUGUAUAGAAAAUGUUUAAUAUGUCAGUUAUUUGUCAAUGACAAGUUUUACAUUACUAAAUUAUAUAUUGGACACAGUUUAUGUAGAUAGUAUGCAAGCAGGUUGUAUCUGAAAUUGGUAGGGUUAUACGGCCGUAUGACAUUUUCUAUACACUAGCAAUUGAUGGUGUAUCCUUCGUCCUCUUUUCACUAAUUAUAUUUGCAUAAGGAGAAAGGAGGCAACCAUAUGAUUAACAUAUUUUAUUUUAUCAUUACUUCUAUGUAAUUCCUUGUUCUUAGCAAUUAUCUAAUGUCAAAAAUUGUCGCGUCAUAGGUAUACAUGUGUAACUGUAGCUUCAGACAUUCACACUGGAUUAAAACUGAAACGUAACUGUUUCUAACGUGAUAAGUCUCAAAAAUGACAUUUUAGAAUUGAGCCUCGUGUUGUCAUAUUAUUAGGAUCACAUGCGAGCGAGUAGACGUUCGUUUCUUACACAACGCUUAAGCGUGAGUGUUGUGUCUACACUUCAACAACGUGAAUUUACAGGGUACAGAGGAAUAACACCCGAGUCCUCAGGAAUGGCAACGCAUGGGGGGUAUCAUGGGCGAAACAGUAUACUCUGUUAUGUCCAUGGUACUGCUCAUGUGGACAUCUAUAGGCGACGGUUACCACUUUCCAUCAGGUGGGCCGUCAGCUUGUUUGCCAUUCUUUUUUUUAUACAACUUAGAAUGGCAAACGAGCUGACGGCUAACCUGAUGGAAAGUGGUAACCGUCACC
Messenger RNA from Galleria mellonella (greater wax moth), 2850 nucleotides. It is a transcript of the gene Usp30, whose product is annotated as ubiquitin carboxyl-terminal hydrolase 30 homolog. Gene Ontology annotation, molecular function: cysteine-type deubiquitinase activity; cysteine-type endopeptidase activity. Gene Ontology annotation, biological process: protein deubiquitination. Bases 192 to 1676 code for a protein of 494 amino acids. NCBI's taxonomy places the organism in Eukaryota, Metazoa, Arthropoda, Insecta, Lepidoptera, Pyralidae. The transcript is spliced from 9 exons. The record is from RefSeq and is a predicted model, not a curated record. Gene Ontology annotation, cellular component: nucleus; cytosol.